GAUUUCUAGAGAGAAUGAUGAGUCUCUCUAAAAACUAUGGUUGGCUUCACUAUCUCCGGCCUUACUUUGCAUUCAAACGGUUUCUUAGAGCAUUGACAGUGACAAGGUCAUUGCCCAAUACAAGUCUAAAAUUUAGAAUCUAGUAAUUAUUUUCCUCGACCAGCUAUACAUCAAAAGCUUAAGACUUUAACUAAAGUAAAUCUUCGCCACUCGCCAUACCUAGCAAGUUACUGUACAAAGCCCAAAUCUCUAUUUUAUUAUUUUAUCUAAUUCCCACACUCACGCUUCCCUCGUUCACUCCUCUCCUCCAUUCUCUCCAGCACGCAAUAGACGGCCAAUCCCUGAGCCCCAGCCAACAAUGCCACACUCAAAUUCUCACACAUGGGCUCGGACAAAGCCCCUUCCUUGCCACCAAAAUCGUCUCUGCUUACUCUAUAUGUGGAAGCUCAACUAGGUCACGGCUCGUUUUCGACUCAUGAAAUGUGCUCUAGUGAUGAAAGGCCGGAUGAUUACACGCUUGCUACCGUCGCGAAUGUAUCUGCCGAGAUUGGAGAUUCUAUUGCUGGGAAACUGUCUCAUGGGGAGAGUUUGCGAAUUGGGUUUCUUUCAGAUAUGGUUGUUGCCAAUUCAUUAAUGUCGAUGUACUGUAGAUGCGGCCAAUAUAUGAAGAAUCCCGAAGAUUGUUUGAUGAAAUGCCGAAAAGAAAUUCAGGUUCUUGGAAUGUAUUAAUAGCGGGAUAUGCUAGUUCGUGGGAUCGCAGUUUUGAUAAGGAAAUGUGGGAAGCUGUAAAGUUUAUGCAGAAUGAUGGGGUGAAACCCGAUGGAUUUACAGUUUCGAGCCUGCUGCCUGUUUGUGGUAGUGAUACUGGGAGAUGCGAUCAUGGGAGGGAACUUCAUUGUUAAAUUGUGAAAAAAUUCAGGUUUGGGAUCGGAUGUUCACUUGGGGUGUUGUUUGAUAGAUAUGUACUCAAGGAAUAAUAAAGUUACCAUGGGUAGACGGGUACACAGCAUCUGUUCAAUUCUAAACUUGUCAUUGAAAAUUGACAAAGCGGUUUUUAUCCAGACAUUAUGGUAAUCUAGGAUAAUUGUGUUGUGUCAUGUU
Messenger RNA from Carya illinoinensis, 1101 nucleotides. Its product is annotated as pentatricopeptide repeat-containing protein At1g53600, mitochondrial-like. The transcript has 2 exons. NCBI's taxonomy places the organism in Eukaryota, Viridiplantae, Streptophyta, Magnoliopsida, Fagales, Juglandaceae. Bases 382 to 729 code for a protein of 115 amino acids. Gene Ontology annotation, molecular function: RNA binding. Gene Ontology annotation, biological process: RNA modification. The record is from RefSeq and is a predicted model, not a curated record.